GCGAGGGAGUGUGCAAUGAUUGAACCGAAUUCUUUUUUUUUUCUUUUAUCGAUUUAAUAAUAUACAAAUAAGGGGAUAUCCUUUGCUUUCUUCUUUUUUUUUCACAAAUUCAUCAGGAACUAACAGCCAUGCCUUUGAUCAAGGUUCUUUCUAACAUUCGCAAUAUCUACAAGGUGAAUCUUUUGACAAGUAAGAAGUACCUUACCAAUAACUGGUUCACAGUAUCGACUGUUGUGAUUACUGGUUUAAAUCGUCCCAAUGAUUUAAAACAUCUGAUGACGAUGAUGGAUGAAGAUAUUGAAUCUAUGACAGAUCUACCAACCUAUGAGAAGAAACUUCAAUUCAAAGCUAAAAUCAUAUCCAAGCAACGAGAUACUAUUUUUAAAGGUCAAAUUGCCUAUGGUAUACCAAAGGCAAUAAAUGCACUUGGAACAUUAUAUGAUCUAACACCUAUUGAGGUUCGUGACAUUUUACCUACAAGUCCCAUUCGGCCAACCCAGAUAUGGCAAAAGAUGAUAGAACAACGGCGACGAGGCAGAGAAUUGUUUGACAAGAUUUAUCAUCCUAAUCCCGACAAAGUGAUGAAUGAACUUAAUCUCCUUUAUCCAGAUCUUCAUCAACUUUGUUAUGACUAUGGAUAUGGGUAUAUCUUGUCAGAACCCUCAGUGAUUUCAGACAAGGAAACAAGUUUGAUUUUAUUGACAGGAUGCCUUUCUCAACAAGUGAUACCUCAAUUAAAUGGACACAUUCGAGGUGCAUUGCAUAAUGGCGUCUCUCAUGAAGAACUUGAACAAGUCUAUGAUGCUACCUUAUCACUUUUUGAACAUUAUCAAAUUCCUCCACCUGAAAGACCUAUCACACCUAAUGUUUAA
Molecule: messenger RNA, 872 nt
Organism: Halteromyces radiatus
Lineage: Eukaryota; Fungi; Mucoromycota; Mucoromycetes; Mucorales; Cunninghamellaceae
Exons: 3
Coding region: 129-872 (247 amino acids)
Source: RefSeq, a predicted model, not a curated record